AUGGAUUUCUUUGAUACGACUGAUCUUGAAAAGUAUGGAUUAGGAUUAACUGGCGUUGGCAUACUUUUCUCUUUACUUGGGAUUAUCUUCAGCACGAGAUUGGCUGCCGUUGGAAAUGCCCUCCUUAUUUGUGGGGUGCCCUUAAUCAUUGGGCUGAAUUCCACUAUGCGAUUGUUAAUGAAACCAAGUAAUUUUAAGGGAAUAAUCUUCUAUGCUAUCGGGCUCUUCUUGGUUGUCAUUGUGGGAUGGCCUUUUUGGGGCAUGAUUAUGGAGGGUUAUGGGUUCUUCUUACUGUCGAGUGGUUUCUGGCCUACUAUAGCUGGUUUUUUACUGAAGAUUAUUGCUCUUGGUCCGUUGCUUAUAGUGCAAUUUAUCCGAUGGGCUAGAGGCAAUGCAAUUUUGCACAAGCAGCGUUUGGCACAUGAACAAGAUGUACUUGUUAUUAAUAUAUUUAUCUAUUCGUCAAUUUGA
Messenger RNA from Cicer arietinum (chickpea), 471 nucleotides. NCBI's taxonomy places the organism in Eukaryota, Viridiplantae, Streptophyta, Magnoliopsida, Fabales, Fabaceae. The record is from RefSeq and is a predicted model, not a curated record.